Messenger RNA from Hipposideros armiger (great roundleaf bat), 4110 nucleotides. It is a transcript of the gene NCKAP1, whose product is annotated as NCK associated protein 1. The record is from RefSeq and is a predicted model, not a curated record. The transcript is spliced from 31 exons. Gene Ontology annotation, cellular component: SCAR complex. The coding region runs from base 211 to 3297 and encodes 1028 amino acids. NCBI's taxonomy places the organism in Eukaryota, Metazoa, Chordata, Mammalia, Chiroptera, Hipposideridae. Gene Ontology annotation, biological process: cell projection assembly; neuron projection morphogenesis; cortical actin cytoskeleton organization.
CAAGGACAAGUUUGGAAGGCAUGUGGAGACCCCAAGGCAAAACCAUCCUACCUUAUUGACAAAAACUUGGAAUCUGCUGUGAAAUUCAUAGUCAGAAAGUUCCCUGCUGUAGAAACCCGCAACAACAAUCAACAGCUUGCACAACUACAGAAAGAAAAAUCAGAGAUUUUGAAAAAUCUGGCAUUGUAUUACUUCACAUUUGUAGAUGUUAUGGAAUUUAAGGACCAUGUUUGUGAAUUGCUGAAUACUAUUGAUGUUUGCCAAGUCUUCUUUGAUAUUACUGUAAACUUUGAUUUAACAAAGAACUACUUAGAUUUGAUCAUAACCUAUACAACUCUGAUGAUACUACUGUCUCGAAUUGAAGAAAGGAAGGCAAUCAUUGGGCUGUACAACUACGCUCAUGAGAUGACCCAUGGAGCAAGUGACCGAGAAUACCCACGCCUUGGUCAGAUGAUUGUGGAUUAUGAAAACCCUUUAAAGAAGAUGAUGGAGGAAUUUGUACCCCAUAGCAAGUCUCUUUCAGAUGCACUAAUUUCUCUUCAGAUGGUAUAUCCUCGAAGAAAUCUUUCAGCUGACCAGUGGAGAAAUGCCCAGUUAUUGAGUCUCAUCAGUGCACCCAGUACAAUGCUUAAUCCUGCUCAGUCUGACACCAUGCCUUGUGAAUAUCUCUCUUUGGAUGCAAUGGAAAAAUGGAUUAUCUUUGGCUUUAUUUUGUGCCAUGGGAUCCUAAAUACUGAUGCAACAGCACUGAACCUUUGGAAGCUAGCUCUUCAAAGUAGCUCUUGCCUCUCUCUCUUUCGGGAUGAAGUUUUCCACAUUCACAAAGCUGCAGAAGACUUAUUUGUAAACAUACGAGGCUAUAAUAAGCGUAUUAAUGACAUAAGAGAAUGCAAAGAAGCAGCUGUGUCACAUGCUGGUUCAAUGCACAGAGAAAGACGCAAGUUUUUAAGGUCUGCACUGAAAGAAUUGGCUACGGUCCUCUCUGAUCAGCCUGGCUUGCUAGGUCCCAAGGCACUUUUUGUUUUUAUGGCAUUAUCCUUUGCCCGUGAUGAAAUUAUCUGGCUACUUCGUCAUGCAGAUAACAUGCCAAAGAAGAGUGCAGAUGACUUUAUAGAUAAGCACAUUGCUGAAUUAAUAUUUUACAUGGAAGAGCUUAGAGCACAUGUAAGGAAAUACGGACCUGUAAUGCAGAGGUACUAUGUGCAGUACCUUUCUGGCUUUGAUGCUGUUGUCCUCAAUGAACUUGUACAGAAUCUUUCUGUUUGCCCUGAAGAUGAAUCAAUCAUCAUGUCCUCUUUUGUUAACACUAUGACUUCCCUAAGUGUAAAGCAAGUUGAAGAUGGAGAAGUGUUUGAUUUCAGAGGAAUGAGAUUAGAUUGGUUCAGAUUACAGGCAUAUACUAGUGUCUCUAAGGCUUCACUUAGCCUUGCAGAUCACAGAGAACUUGGAAAGAUGAUGAAUACGAUAAUUUUUCAUACAAAAAUGGUGGAUUCCUUGGUGGAAAUGUUGGUGGAGACAUCUGACCUCUCCAUAUUUUGUUUUUACAGUCGUGCUUUUGAGAAGAUGUUUCAACAGUGUUUGGAGUUACCCUCUCAGUCAAGAUACUCAAUUGCAUUUCCACUACUUUGCACUCAUUUUAUGAGUUGCACACAUGAGCUGUGUCCAGAAGAGCGACAUCAUAUUGGAGAUCGCAGUCUUUCCUUGUGUAAUAUGUUCCUGGAUGAAAUGGCCAAACAGGCUCGAAAUCUCAUCACUGAUAUUUGCACAGAACAGUGUACUCUUAGUGACCAGUUGCUGCCCAAGCAUUGUGCCAAAACCAUUAGUCAAGCAGUGAAUAAGAAGUCAAAAAAACAAACUGGUAAGAAAGGGGAACCUGAAAGGGAAAAACCAGGAGUUGAGAGCAUGCGGAAAAACCGGCUGGUGGUGACCAACCUUGAUAAAUUGCACACUGCACUUUCUGAGUUGUGUUUCUCUAUAAAUUAUGUACCAAACAUGGUGGUUUGGGAACAUACCUUUACCCCACGAGAAUAUUUGACUUCUCAUCUGGAAAUCCGCUUUACUAAGUCAAUUGUUGGAAUGACUAUGUAUAAUCAAGCCACACAGGAAAUUGCAAAACCAUCAGAGCUUCUAACAAGUGUAAGAGCAUACAUGACUGUACUCCAGUCGAUAGAAAACUAUGUGCAAAUUGAUAUUACAAGAGUAUUUAAUAAUGUUCUUCUUCAACAAACACAACAUUUAGACAGUCAUGGAGAGCCAACCAUUACAAGUCUAUACACAAAUUGGUAUUUGGAAACUUUAUUAAGACAAGUCAGCAAUGGUCAUAUAGCUUAUUUCCCUGCAAUGAAAGCAUUUGUGAACUUACCUACAGAAAAUGAAUUAACAUUCAAUGCAGAGGAAUAUUCUGACAUAUCAGAAAUGAGGUCAUUAUCAGAACUGCUAGGCCCAUAUGGUAUGAAGUUCCUAAGCGAAAGCCUUAUGUGGCAUAUUUCAUCGCAAGUUGCUGAACUUAAGAAACUUGUGGUGGAGAAUGUUGAUGUGCUGACACAAAUGAGGACCAGCUUUGACAAACCAGACCAGAUGGCUGCACUCUUUAAAAGAUUAUCAUCUGUUGACAGUGUCUUGAAGAGGAUGACAAUAAUUGGUGUAAUUUUAUCCUUCCGCUCAUUGGCACAAGAAGCACUUAGAGAUGUCUUGUCCUACCACAUUCCUUUUCUUGUAAGUUCAAUUGAAGAUUUCAAGGAUCACAUUCCAAGGGAAACUGAUAUGAAGGUUGCAAUGAAUGUCUAUGAAUUAUCAUCAGCUGCUGGAUUACCUUGCGAGAUUGAUCCCGCCUUGGUCGUAGCUCUUUCCUCACAAAAAUCAGAAAACAUAAGUCCAGAAGAAGAAUAUAAAAUCGCCUGCCUCCUCAUGGUGUUCGUGGCAGUGUCUUUACCAACACUGGCCAGUAAUGUGAUGUCUCAGUAUAGCCCUGCCAUAGAAGGGCACUGCAACAACAUACAUUGCUUGGCCAAAGCCAUCAACCAGAUCGCUGCAGCUUUGUUUACAAUUCACAAAGGAAGCAUUGAAGACCGUCUUAAAGAAUUUUUGGCGCUUGCAUCCUCCAGUCUACUGAAAAUUGGCCAGGAGACAGAUAAAACAACAACAAGGAAUAGAGAAUCUGUUUAUUUACUGCUAGAUAUGAUUGUUCAGGAAUCCCCAUUCCUGACAAUGGAUCUUUUGGAAUCUUGUUUUCCUUAUGUCUUGCUGAGAAAUGCAUACCAUGCUGUCUACAAGCAAAGUGUUACAUCUUCUGCAUAAAAUAUCUACUUAUUGAAGAGAAGCACGCAUUUUUGUUGCCUCGGUUUUACCUGUAAACUGUGGAGCUAUUUUACCUUAUGGCCUGAAAAACAGUUUUGUGGAUUAUAAAUUCCUUUCUUUCAUACGGUUGUAUUUUCUGAUCAUUAGUUUCUUAAUAUGGUUGUACUGCAAUAUACUUGGUUGAUUUAGGUUGCACAUUCACUGAAUUCACAGAAAUUAUUCCUAUAAUUUUAGACUAUCAUUUGUUUGAAAAACAUACAUUAUAUGUUUUUGAUAUUUGAUAAUGAAAAAAGAAAAACCUCUGCCUGUUUAUUUCUGAAAAAGAAUUGUAUUUAGUGAUUAUUUUAGAUAGUGAUAUAGCUCAUCUGUGUGUAAAUUAUUUCAUAUAGGGAAGAGUUCUGAUCUGUACCUAUGGUUCUUAUUGAAAACAAAACUGGAUGUGCAUUUCUGUGUUGUUAUGAAUACAUUUCUACUUUAUUUUGAAACACUUGCCAAACUAAAUACUAUAACACUGCAUAACAUUAGAAAUGUUAAAGGACUGCUUAGCAUUAGAAGCAGACUAUGUCCCGAAAUUCUAAAACAGCAGCAUAUGUUGUUGCUUGUAUAAAGCCUAGUGAUAAUUUUUAGACUAACUCUAACUCCCAUGGUGCCCUAUUGGCAUUAGCACUACGAUUGUACCCUGCUGUAUAAUAAACACUCUUAGACAUUUAUCAACUGUUGAUACAAAUGUUAGUCCCUAACCACUUUUUAUAUGUUUUAAAUUUUUGAAAUUCAAGUGUACCUGCCAUAACAUAAAAUAAACACUAGACUGUA